AGCGGAAGGCAGGGUCCCCAGCAGAAGGCCUGGUCAGUGACCUAGGGACGCGCCGACUCAGGGCAAGGACCCUGGGGAGGGCCUGGCCCAGUGGCUGGGUAUGCAAUGCAGGGUAGGGUCCCCUGAGGAAGGUCUGGCCCGAGACUUGAGGAUACCGCAGAAGGCAGGAUCCCCUGGGGAAAUUCUGGCAUUUUGAGCUGGGGACCCAGCACGGGAGGGUCCCCUGGAGAAGGUCUGGCCCAAGACCUGGGAACACUGCAGAAGGCAGGGUCCCUUGGGGAAGGUCUGGCAUCUUGAUCCCCAGUUCUCAGCGCAAGGGAGGGUCACCAGGAGGAAGGCCUGGGUCUGAGAGAGACACUGGUGCUCAUCUUGGGAGGCGUCAGUGUGGAGUGAGUUGCCAUGGGAGGCACUAUCCCUAGGCUGAGGGUGGCCCCUGUCCAUGACUGGUGCACAUUAGCCCAGCACAAACGGGGAACCCGAAUUAAGAGCUAGCUUCUGUGAGGAGUAGCUUCCUUGAAGGACCAGGCUGGAGAACUCAGAGCUAGCUACAUGAACAUCAAACAGAAUCUGCAUCCUGUUGUUCCCUGCCUAGGACUUGGGGUCACUAUUGGCUCAGCUUUCACUCAGACCUUGUCACUGCUUCAAGCUUCAAACACCACUCACCUCCUCUACAGCUGGGGGCUGUGUGGGCAGUGCCUUUAGUGGGAAGAAGGGUGAGACUGGCUCUUCAAACAGUGACAGGGGUUCUGUGCUCUCUGUGUGGAACCCCAGGUGACAUCCAAGAUCUGGGGGAAGGCAACUGGCAGAAAGCUGUUUGGAAAGAAGAAAGAUGGAAAGUGGCACAGUUCUGCUGGAAUCCAAAUCCUCCCCACUUCACUUGCUGCGGGAAAUGCAUAAGCUCCGCUUGCUUGGCCACCUGUGUGACGUCACCAUCAGCGUGGAGUACCAAGGUGUCCGAGAAGACUUCAUGGCCCACAGAGCAGUGUUGGCGGCCACCAGCAAGUUCUUUAAGGAUGUGUUUCUUAAUGAGAAAAGCGUGGAUGAGACCAGGACCAAUGUGUACCUACACGAGGUGCAGGCAGCCGACUUUGCCUCAUUCCUUGAGUUUGUCUACACUACUAAGGUGCGGGUGAAGGAAGACCGGGUGGAGAGGAUGCUGGAGAUGGCUGAAAAGCUCAAAUGUUUGGACCUGUCAGAAACUUGCUUCCAGUUAAAGAAGCAGAUGUUAGAGUCUGUCCUUUUGGAACUACAGAAUUUCUCGGAGUCCCAGAAGGCUGAGGCCAGCAGUGGCCCCUUGGCCAGUCCUGCUGCAGACUCCAGGGCAAGUGUGGCAAGGGAUGGUGCCCACUGCAAUGGUCUGGCAGGCGCCUCAGAUCACUCAGGGGACAAGAUCAACAACAGUUUAUUGUCAGAUAUGCCACCUAGGAAACCCAAGGAGAAACUGGACAAGAAAAGAGAUGUGGCCAAACCUCCCUACCCUAAAAUCAGAAGAGCAAGUGGAAGGCUGGCGGGGAGAAAGGUAUUUGUGGAAAUCCCUAAAAAGAAGUACACAAGACGACUCCGAGAGCAGCAGAAGAGUACAGAGGAAGUGGUGGGAGAGGACUGCGAGUGUCCCCAGGAGCAGCCUGCCAGCAGUGUGGCCACAGAGACUGAGGCAGCUGGAGAGACAAAGCUGGAUGCUGGGACGACGCCCGCAGAGAUGGCACCAGCUGUGGCCGGAAGCCAGGACUAUGCCGAGGAGCCAGAGGCAAAAGGAGUGCUGCAGAGGGCGAGGGCAGCAGGGCCCGGGAUGGAGGCUGAGGGUGACGGUGCAGGUGAUGGCGAUGAGGGCAAGAAGAAGAGCAAUCUGAAGUGCACACUAUGUGACAAAGCCUUUCUGUACGAGAAGAGCUUCCUGAAGCAUGUCCAGCAGCACCAUGGUGUGGCCACCCAGGUGGUAUACCGCUGUGACACAUGUGGACAGACCUUUGCCAACCGCUGCAACCUGCGGAGUCACCAGCUCCUGGUACACAGCAGCGAGCGCCACUUCCCCUGUGAGCUCUGCGGGAAGAAGUUCAAGCGCCAGAAGGAUGUGCGGCGGCAUGUGCUGCAUGUGCACGAGGGCGGCGGGGCGCGUCACCGCUGUGCUGAGUGUGGCAAGGGCCUGAGCUCCAAGACAGCGCUGCGCCUGCACGAGCGCACACACACGGGUGACCGGCCACAUGGCUGCCCUGACUGCGGCGCACGCUUCUCGCAGCCCUCAGCACUCAAGACCCACAUGAGAAUUCAUACAGGGGAAAAGCCUUUUGUCUGUGAUGAGUGUGGGGCGAGAUUCACUCAGAACCACAUGCUGAUUUACCACAAAAGGGUCCACACAGGUGAAAAGCCUUUUAUGUGUGAAACAUGUGGCAAGAGUUUUGCUUCUAAGGAGUACUUAAAGCACCACAAUAGAAUCCAUACUGGCUCCAAGCCCUAUAAGUGUGAGAUGUGUUUCAGGACUUUUGCACAGAGGAACUCACUCUACCAGCACGUGAAAGUUCACACAGGGGAGCGGCCCUACUGCUGCGAUCAGUGCGGGAAGCAGUUCACCCAGCUGAACGCCCUCCAGCGCCACCGGCGCAUCCACACGGGAGAGAAGCCGUUCAUGUGUAAUGCGUGUGGACGGACAUUCACCGACAAAUCCACCCUGCGGCGGCAUACCUCAAUCCACGAUAAGAAUACUCCAUGGAAGUCUUUCCUUGUUAUUGUAGAUGGGUCACCCAAGAAUGAUGAAGAGCACAAGACGGAGCAGCCUGAUGAGGAGUAUGCACCCCCCAGACUUCCUGAGAAGCUGCUGUCCUUUGCUGAAAAUGGCCACUUUGAUAGCCUGGCCACUGUGCCGGGAGCCACCCCUGGCGGGCCGGAGAACAGUGCCGCACACACAGCCUGCAAGGCAGAUGCCUCCGUGGUGUCCCAGGACACCCUGCUGGCCACUGCCAUGGGGGAGCUUGGUGAGCUGAGCCCACAGACAGAUGCAGUGCCCACGCAGCUUCACUCUUUGAGCAGUAUCGAAUGAGUGUCUGCCCAACCAGCCCUGCUUCACACUGCACCAGUAGCUGAGAAGAGUCGUAUGCCAUCGUGUGGGCCCGGGUGGCUUUCAGAUGCUCCCGAGGAGCACAUUUUCAUCAUACCACUUGCAGACCUUUUCCUCUGGCGUCCUGACCUGCAUGACCUCCAUGCCCUGAGCCCUGGUGCAGGCUGUGCACUGCCUGUCCACUGCCUUAUUGACACCUGGGCCGUUCUUGCCCAUUGCACAGAACUGGGCACUGCCCGGCUCUCGAGUGUUCUUUCCAGUCUUCUUGGUCCUGCCCUGCCUUACACUCCACAUGCUUUGAAGCAUUUUCUGCCAAGCUGGAGCUGUCUGAUUUCAGCUGCAUCUUCCCAGUAGACCUGAAGCGAUUGGAUCUUCUGUGGGAACCCUCUCUCAGGCCUGACCCAAGGGAUCACUGCAUUUACUCCUUGCCUCCUGCCUGCAGGCCCUAAACAGGAAUGACAAACCAAACUCUGUCACAGGCUAGUGUGUUUCACAGUGUAUGUGCACCAAGGAGUUCGUCAAGAAACCUAUUGGGGAAAUGACAUGUGGCUGUUUAACUUUCAUUUCUAAAGGCAGACGGGUGAAAGCUGACCUGCCAAAGAGUCUAGUGAGACAGUGUAGUACUUCAGAGAGGCAUGAAGAAUGCAGGAAGGGGCUUUAGGGCAUUUGAAUGUUGUUUUGACACAUAGUCAAAUGAGGGGUGACAAGGGCACAUCUCACAAUGUGGAGAAUUCAUUUUUGCUGUUUUUCCCUCUUGGUCAUCGUUCCAGAAACCCCCACCUUCUCUCUACGGCAGUAGCCAUAGACCCACUCCCUUGGGAGCAGCAAGAGCCUGAAAGGGACCAAAGCCUGGGCUUGCACGUCCAGACUGUGCCUUACUGGGCAGCUGGAUGGGGCCGGUGACACUGACUCCAGUGCUCCUCUGGCUGUCUCAUGCUGGAUUCAGAAACACAAUGGAUGAGAUCGUGCUAUCACUGCUGCUGCAGGGCCUGGUGCCUGGCUGUGUUCAUGGAAGGCUUUGUUUCAAACGUAACCCCAUUCAUUUCAGAGGAGUGACUGUAAGAGAGUUCUGUUCCCCUGGUCGAUUUUCUCCCUGCAUCUUUAAUUUAUUAACUUGUGUGCACACUGGUCCUCCUGGAGGAGGGUGCCAGGCUACAGGGGUUUCUCUGCAGGGCACAACAUGUGGCUCCCAUGUGUGAGUGACUGGGGAGCCACAGAGCUCAGCGCUGGUGACAUCUCACACCGCACAUGAAGGUCAGCCUCAGUCACUUCAGAUUCAGUCAGGAGGCAUCAUUGUGUCCGUUGUUUACAGAACAAAACCUUGAUGCCUCACAGCCGUCUCAGUCUGCAGAGGGACUGCCCAGCUGAUGGGUUAUUCUAUGGGAUAAAGACAUCUUGAGGGAAAGGAAUCUAAACAAGAGUAUUUUGUUACCUGCUGGAAGAAUUUUUGUCUUGAAUUUGUUUCUUUAGAAGUUCUGCACAAAAUGGGUUAAUGUGUUAAUAAAUGUUGCUUUUUGAAGUA
Messenger RNA from Cavia porcellus (domestic guinea pig), 4574 nucleotides. It is a transcript of the gene Gzf1, whose product is annotated as GDNF inducible zinc finger protein 1. Gene Ontology annotation, molecular function: protein binding; RNA polymerase II cis-regulatory region sequence-specific DNA binding; DNA-binding transcription factor activity, RNA polymerase II-specific. Gene Ontology annotation, biological process: regulation of transcription by RNA polymerase II. Lineage: Eukaryota; Metazoa; Chordata; Mammalia; Rodentia; Caviidae. The transcript is spliced from 6 exons. Bases 830 to 3034 code for a protein of 734 amino acids. The record is from RefSeq and is a predicted model, not a curated record.